AACUUCUGACCAUGGGGGACUGGAACUUGUUGGGCAGCAUCCUUGAAGAAGUGCACAUCCACUCCACCAUAGUUGGCAAAAUCUGGCUCACAAUCCUGUUCAUAUUCCGGAUGCUGGUGCUGGGAGUGGCUGCUGAAGAUGUCUGGGACGACGAGCAGUCCGAGUUCAUCUGCAACACAGAGCAACCUGGCUGCAACAACAUCUGUUAUGACAAAGCCUUUCCCAUCUCUUUGAUCAGAUACUGGGUUCUACAGAUCAUAUUUGUCUCCUCCCCAUCAUUAGUGUACAUGGGCCAUGCACUCUAUAGGUUAAGGGCGCUUGAGAAAGAGCGACAGAACAGGAAAGCCCACCUGCGGGCUCAGCUGGAAGACCUGGAGCCCAUGCUCGAGGAACACAGGAGAGUAGAGAGAGAACUGCGUAAGCUGGAGGAACAGAAGAAAGUGAAUAAGGCACCCCUGAGAGGGUCCCUGCUGCGCACCUAUAUCCUACAUAUCCUGACCCGGUCGGUGGUCGAAGUGGGCUUUAUGAUAGGUCAGUAUCUUUUAUAUGGGUUUCACAUGUCCCCUCUUUACAAAUGCACUCGGCCCCCAUGCCCUAACACGGUGGAUUGUUUUGUGUCCCGACCCACAGAGAAGACCAUCUUUAUGGUUUUCAUGAACAGCAUCGCCGCUGUCUCCCUCUUCCUCAACAUCCUAGAAAUCGCCCACCUGGGCUUCAAGAAGAUCCAGAAGAGCCUCUGCGGGCAGCCGCAGUGGUCGGCAGGCCUCGCCGAGGAGGAUCCCAGCCUGUACAACUCCAAGAAGAGCUCCGUGGUGCCGUCGCCGCCCCGCCUGGCCAGCAACGCGGCCCCGCCGCGCCCCGCGCCCGCCCCGCUCCCGCCACCGCCGCCCGCGCCCGGCGCCCCCGGCCCGCCGCCGGCCCGGCAGCACCGCGGGCAGCUCCGGGGAACGCCGCCGCCCCGCCGCCGGCACCACGGACAGCACCAGCCCUCCUCCAGCAGCGAGGAGGCGCCGCGGGCCGCCGCGCCGGGCGGCGGGGCAGGGGCGGCGGGGGCGCCGGCCGCCGCCCGCCGGGCGCCCCGCAGGCACAGCCGGGUGAGCGCCUGCCGCGAUCUGGAUGAGGAGCGCGGCGACUCCCCGGACAGCGGGCACUGCCCAGGCACGCGCAAGUCCAGCUUCCUCUCCCGCGUCCUCACCGGGAGCCGGGCGGGCAGCGACAGCGAGGGCACCGCGUCCCGCGGCGGCUCCGGCCCCGGCUCCGGGUCCGUGUCCGGCUCUGAGGGGAAGCGCCGCGAGGAGGGCGCGCCCAGCCCGCCGCCCGCCGCCAAUAUGGGACGCCGCGUGUCCAUGGCAAGUAGCGCCCGGGGCAGCCCGAGGGAGGUGGGCGAAGGGGGGCCCCCGCACCCUGUCCCGGCACGGGGGAGGAGAGGCCGAGCCAGGGGGCAGGAAGGCUCGGGCAGGACUUCCAACACAGCCCCAGCGCCUCGCGGUCUCCCGGACCAUGCCAAGCUGCCAAACUUUGAGUCUCCUUUUGCAGUGAAAACAGAAACACUAGGGAAUUCCUGAGUCCUGAGGAGCUCUAAGUCACCGAAUCUCAGCUUCUUUAUACUCAUUCUAUCAUCCCAAUCAACUCGACGGGGACCGUGCCAGGGAAAACUUCUUCAGCUCCACCCAGGUGGACACUAAGAAAGAGAAGUCUUGAAUUCACUGAGUUCAAUGACCCAACUUCUCUCAGCUUCAGGGGCUUUGUCCUAGAGGUGACCACUGAGUUCAGUAAUUCAAUUAAUAAAUCAGAAGAUAUACAUAUAAAAAAACCCACCAAAUAAUUGCAAUGCAGAACCAAUGACUACAGAAUUGCUUUUUCAGCAGCUGUUUCUCUUCUCUAGGCUUGCUUACAUUCAGGGUUGAUAACAUAUAGUGCUUGCACUCAAGAAUCAACAAGGCUUUCUUAAAAUUCUGAUUUUAUUUGAAUUCUGAUUGCCUCAGAUCACCGGUUUUGUCCUCUGAGAGCCUAGAGGCUCCUUUACAAAUGCUUGCAAUAGCAAGCCCAUAAAUAACUUUUUAUAGGGCAUCUAAUAAACAAGCUUACUUUACACAAUGCUCAAAGUCAUAGAUUCUAUCGGGUUUUUUUCUCACUCUUCCUAAAAAACCCCAAACCCACGCUUUUGGCUAAAUACAAAACAAACAAAACAGAACAACUAACUAUCUUCAAAUCUUCUGUGGAAAGAAACAGAAGGCACUGUUACACAUUGCUCAUCCAAAAACUGUUUGCGGGUUCCAGUUUUUGUGGAGUUACAGUUUCUACAAUAAGCCAGUCAGCAUAGGCCAUAAUAAAUUGUCACUUAGGUGCAAUUUAACCACUUUCCACUUCAAUAUUUCUAAUACUGAGCAAGGGCCUAGAGUCUAAUCUAUCGAUCUGCUGGUUUUUGAUACUCAGAGAGAAGGCAUUUUAAAAAGGUGAAGUGCAGAAAUUUAUUCAAGCAGGACAGAAUUUCGGUAGCACCCUGCUGAGAACUCACAGAAGUUGUUUGGCAGCUUUUCUUUUGUAAUGGCAAUGACUUUAUCUUCCAGGGGGGAUCUUCAGAGAAAUACAGUCAGUUUGUAAAACAGUGUCAUUACUCUUGAAAGUAACAGUCCUCUGGUAUGCUGCCUUUGGGGAUCAUUAUAUACCAGACUGGUCCUGGCAUUUUAAAAUGUGACUCAUGUAGGUAUGCUACCUGGUGUUUCCUGCUUACAGCACACGAUAUUUAAGAGUAAAUGUCCUUCUAAACAAAAUUGAGUCAAGAUUUUGGCAAAUGCACUUUACUCUGGCAUUGCUACAGUGUUUUAUGAAUACCGAUUUCAAUACAGAAAUAUGCUGAUGCAUAAUAAAUAUGCUGAACCUGGGCAUUAAAACUUGGAUAUUCCUAUAAUAGUCUGUAUUCCCAAGUUCCUGUAUAACUAUUUAAUUUUGGUUGUCAAAGGCAGUCAGCAUUGGUUAGAUUUGUUUUGACUCCCAGAAGACAAUCAUCGUGUGUAAAUGACAGAAUCA
Molecule: messenger RNA, 3030 nt
Organism: Pseudopipra pipra
Lineage: Eukaryota; Metazoa; Chordata; Aves; Passeriformes; Pipridae
Gene: GJA10
Product: gap junction protein alpha 10
Exons: 1
Coding region: 12-1565 (517 amino acids)
Biological process (GO): cell-cell signaling
Cellular component (GO): connexin complex
Molecular function (GO): gap junction channel activity
Source: RefSeq, a predicted model, not a curated record